AUGUUUGCUGUUCCAAGGCCACCAUUGAUGGACGCCCAAGACUGGAAGUAUGAAAUGAGACGAGAAAUGCAAGAAAUCUUGCCUGGAUUAUGGCUGGGUCCCAUACAAUCUGCGAAAAAUGUACAGGCACUCAAAGAACAUGGUAUAACACAUGUGGUCUGUAUACGGGACUCUGGUGAGAAACAUAUUGUGAGGCCAUUCUUCCCAACGGAUUUCAUCUACUACGAAAUUGAAGUAUCAGACUCACCCAUGCAAAACCUCAUACCGUACUUUCCGGAUGCCAAAAAGUUUAUUGGAAAUGCCUUAAAUCAAGGUGGUCGAGUCUUUGUGCAUUGCAAUGGUGGAAUAUCAAGAUCUCCCGCCUUUGUCGUGGCCUUUGUCAUGGAAUCGCAGCAUUGGGACUAUCACACCGCAUUCUCAUUUGUCCAAAACAAGGCAAGUGUGGUUGCCUUGAGGUUUUGUAUGAAUCCUAUUGAGCAAUUCAAGUUGCAAUUGAAGGAAUAUGAACCUAUAUACAAUGCGCGUGAAAACAUUGCUUCUCUGAACUAUACCCCAGAACAAACACUCAUGCAAGGUGCAAAGAGGCGUCCUAUGCCUGAUGAAGAUGAUGAAGAUAUGGGAAUGGAAGUUGAGACAACUAGUUAG
Molecule: messenger RNA, 645 nt
Organism: Synchytrium microbalum
Lineage: Eukaryota; Fungi; Chytridiomycota; Chytridiomycetes; Synchytriales; Synchytriaceae
Exons: 5
Coding region: 1-645 (214 amino acids)
Biological process (GO): negative regulation of protein binding; negative regulation of SCF-dependent proteasomal ubiquitin-dependent catabolic process; regulation of ERK1 and ERK2 cascade
Cellular component (GO): cytoplasm; nucleoplasm
Molecular function (GO): protein tyrosine/serine/threonine phosphatase activity; F-box domain binding
Source: RefSeq, a predicted model, not a curated record